AUGAAGAAAUUGAACAAUGUUACAUUCCAACGAUGUUUAUCACCACUGGAUACUGUAGGUUUACCAAUGCUUGUAAAUUUCUGUGAUGCUUCUGAAGAAGCAUUUGGUGCGUGUGCAUACUUACGAUGGGAAGUAGAAGGGGAACCACGAUAUUCCACACGAUUUGUAGCAGCAAGAUCAAGAGUAGCCCCCUUAAAGAAACUUACAAUUCCACGAUUGGAACUACAGGCAGCAGUCUUGGCUGUAAGACUACAUGAAACAAUAAUGUAUGAAAUAAGGCUGAAGAUACAGAGAACAAUUUUCUUCACCGACAGUACAAUAGUGUAUGGAUUAGAAGUGAAUCAAGAAGAUUCAAGCAAUUCGUAUCAGCAAGAAUCGGUGAGAUUCAUAGCAAAAGUAGUGCGUCGCAGUGGAAACAUGUUCCGGGAGAGUUAA
Anneissia japonica is the source of this 435-nucleotide messenger RNA. RefSeq lists its product as uncharacterized. Bases 1 to 435 code for a protein of 144 amino acids. The transcript has a single exon. The record is from RefSeq and is a predicted model, not a curated record. NCBI's taxonomy places the organism in Eukaryota, Metazoa, Echinodermata, Crinoidea, Comatulida, Comatulidae.